Molecule: messenger RNA, 1828 nt
Organism: Oncorhynchus tshawytscha (Chinook salmon)
Lineage: Eukaryota; Metazoa; Chordata; Actinopteri; Salmoniformes; Salmonidae
Product: BAH and coiled-coil domain-containing protein 1-like
Source: RefSeq, a predicted model, not a curated record
AUGGAGGGGAGGUGGUGGGGAGCAGGGGGCUCAGACACAGGCCAGCCACAGACACAUGGAGGGUGGGGGAACAUCCGCUGCACCAAGGAAGGGGUGAGCGGCGAGAUGAGGAUCAGUGAGCAGCCUUCGGAUUGUCUGGAGGGGAGGGGCCAGAUGCUCCACCACGCCCUUCCCUACUCUGUGGCGCCGCCCCUGCAAAUGGGUUCAGCCGCUGGGGGAGGCCACCCCCACCUCCACCCCCACCACCACCCUCACCCGCAUCCGGGUGGGUUCCACUGCCUUCAGCUCCACCCCAGCCAUCCCCACCACCCCCACACACACCACCACCCGGACUUCUUCUGCCCGCCUCCACCUGCCCCUCUAACCAACCCCUCGCCGCACGAGAGGGGAGGGGGAGGGGGGCGAGACACCAAAGUGACAGGGGCCACGUUCAUACCAUCUGUAGGGGGAGGACACCUGGGGGACAAGUCCAGCGGGCAACCCUUCCAGAUGGGCACCCCACCCGACUGCCAGGGGUUGGUGGGUGGGGGCGGCAGUGCCAAGGACAAGGCCAUGGAGAAGAGUAACUGGCACAGGAAACAGCAGCAGCAGCUGUACAGAAAGGCUGAGAAGACCCCGGACUGGAUGCAGCAGCAGAGUCACCACCCCCAACAACCCCAUCCCCAACAACCCCUUCCCCAGCAGCCCCAGGCCCAACAGCCCCAGCCCCAACAAACCCAGCCCCAACAGCCCCAGACCCAACAACCCCAGACCCAACAACCCCUUCCCCAGCAGCCCCAGACCCAGCAGCACCAAGCCGUGCGUUCUCGCAGCGUCGAAUGCAUCAAUAGCGUGGGAGUGGACACCACCGAUGUGUUCCGGCCCUCUCUUCCCCAGGGAGCCAAGGCCGGACACUCCCUCCCCCACUCAGUCAACACCUCCCCCUACAGAGACUGCUCCCUCCCGGGCCCCCUGCCCAACGCCUCACCCCUGGGGGGUCGAGGAGGUGCAGGCGGUGGUGCUGGAGGUGGGAGUUGUUCCUUACAGAGAGAUGGUCAGAAGGUGGCCCGUAUUCGCCACCAGCAGCACGGUGGUCCUGGCCCGGACGCCCCAGUAGCAGAGCUGAACCAGAACAACAAACAGAACCAGGACCUGAACAGGAAGCUGGAGAUGUCCCCGUACGGCUACAGCAACAGUGGGCAGGGACAGCAGCAUCACCCCCAGCAGCCCCCGGUUCCUCCCUGGGCCAUGAGGCCUCACCACGUCCACCCUGCAGAGGAGGAGCAGCAGCGGAAGGCCUACAUGGAGUCUCUCAGUGGUGGCAGACAACAGCCCCAGCAACAACCAGGGCAAGGUAUGGGCCUGCCUCCUCAUCCUUCUCCCCAGCCCCAGCCACCUCCACCCCCAGCCCCCUCUCAGCAGCAGCAAGACCCCCAGGUCGCCUCACAGGCCCAGGAGGAGAGCAGUGCCAUGAAGAGCCUGCUGAAGUACAGCACCCAGCAGCCCCUGCUCCUCUCCCAGAAGAGUCCCUUCGGAGGCCUGGGGAGCCUCAAAUCCGCUGGUCUUGGGGGUCCUGGAGGUGGAGCCCCCGGGGUUAGCUGCACCCUGCAAGGCAGCAAACAACAACAGGCCCUGCCCACCAGGAAGGGCCCGGCCCAUGACGGCGAGCGCUCUGACUGUGGGGGGCGUGGCCGGGAGGUGGGCGAGGCGGUGGGUCACGGUGAGGGAGAGGUGCGCCAACCGCCUGUGGGCAUCGCAGUCGCCGUGGCGAGGCAGAGGGAACCGUCCUGUCGCCCGGUGGACGCCCACCCCAACAGCCGGCAGGGGCGGGUGCACCCCUCCAUGAAAG